This is a messenger RNA of Drosophila subpulchrella, 988 nucleotides long. RefSeq lists its product as uncharacterized. The record is from RefSeq and is a predicted model, not a curated record. The transcript is spliced from 3 exons. Lineage: Eukaryota; Metazoa; Arthropoda; Insecta; Diptera; Drosophilidae. The coding region runs from base 165 to 491 and encodes 108 amino acids.
UGAAAUUUAAACUAAAAUCAUUUUGAAUUUAGUAAGAAUGACCAGUACCACUGAAUUACUAAUUUACCUUUAAAUUUCAAUUUUUACAAAGGCCAAAAUUAUUUUAAUUAAAGUUUUUUCAAGAUCGGAAAAUCAAUCAGGAUAUAGUAAGUUGAAAAUUCGACAUGAACGCGGAAGACACGAAAAUCUCUUCGGGCGGAAUUCGGGAGAAACAUGCAGUGUGCAAAAAAGUUGACAAAUUCAGGAUCCUCCUGGCUUUGCGGGGCUAUCGAUGCAUUGAUGCGCAGCUCCUACCAGGAAAACUAGCAAGACUGCGGACUAUCCUCCGCGUCCGUGAGCCCAUCGUGGGUGAUCGCCUGGUUCUGCGAGUUGGAUCUGUCGAUGGGUUCCAUGGGCUGUGGCUGUUCCCGUUGCUGCCGAGGAGCUCCUGUCCGUUGCUGAUUCUCGAGUGGUGCGUUCGCAGAGUGACCAUUCGCGCCGUUACAAAUUGACUUGCGUUGAGACCUCCAAGGGCACGCGUUUACGGUCACUAUAUUCUGCAUAUCGGGCCCGAAAUCUGAUUCCUUACAAGGUUCUGUGGCGUAUCCAACCUUCAGAUGCCAGCAGAAGAAUCUUUGAGCACUGCUGGAAUAUUGGAUCCUUGCUGUCCUCGUCGAUAAACAGUUCAAUCAUCACGAUCUCGUCGCAGGGAUCCACAGUGCGAUUAACGACACUCCACCUGUCGGUUACCAGAUCCGGGUUCUACUUUUCCAUCAGUGCAAAGAUGCUGCACAAGGACUCCCCGGGUCGGACCAAGGGCAAAACGGAGGAACAUCGAAGAAGAUCUAAGAAUUGGAUGAAGAGCAAGCAGAAAUGGGGUGGGCACAAUAUGUCCAUCACCCAAUUGGCGGUUUAAUCAUCCACACACGAUCAACAGGUUCGAACAGAACAGAACAUCAGAAUGGCAAAUCCCGCUAGACUAGCGGGUUUUGUCAAUUUCUAUUGUAUU